This is a messenger RNA of Gilbertella persicaria, 720 nucleotides long. RefSeq lists its product as uncharacterized. The transcript is spliced from 2 exons. The record is from RefSeq and is a predicted model, not a curated record. The coding region runs from base 1 to 720 and encodes 239 amino acids. NCBI's taxonomy places the organism in Eukaryota, Fungi, Mucoromycota, Mucoromycetes, Mucorales, Choanephoraceae.
AUGAAUCGAUCCAGCAUUAUCUUGAAGCCUUAUUUGAAAAAGCUCGUAUUACAAACCCACCCAGACUUCUUCCAAUUUGACACUCUAAGGAAAAAGACAAAUGCAGAAUCACUUCAAAAACUGAAUGAGCUAUUACAAUUAUCACACACAAAAAGAAAAAGUGUACCUGUCAAACUUGAAUUCUACUCUAAAUCACAAAGAAAGUCUAAGGCACCAACAGCUGUGGGCUUGUUUGAUACACACGACUCAGAAUGGGUGAAAGCGCAAAUUUUUUUUCAAUUAUGUCAACAACUAGACAUUCCCAUUUUACAAUCAGAUCUCGAUGCUGUGCAAGACAUGAUCCAAAAAGAAACAAAACCAACAAUGAACAAGUCAUUAGCAAAAGAGUUUGCAGAAAAGCUCUAUCAACAGCAUAGACAGCCUAAAAUAGAAUGGCAGUCAGAAGAUGUUCUAAGGAAUAACAUGAUUAUGUUUGGUCCAUUAGUAGAUACAGAAGUGGUUGCUAAAAAAUUGAGUACAUGGUUGCCACAGUUACAGCCAGAAAAAUGGUGGGGUAAAAUACCUGUCUUGAUCUUGUCUUCUCAAUUUGAACUGCCUGCAGAGACAGGAAGCAAAGAUAUGCUGAUAUUGAAGAGUGAUAUGGGACUUAGAGACAUUGAGGAGUACUUGAAUACGCAUUUAGACAAAGUACUAAAAGAAAUAGACGCAAAAAAAGUAUAA